Molecule: messenger RNA, 3827 nt
Organism: Pogoniulus pusillus (Red-fronted tinkerbird)
Lineage: Eukaryota; Metazoa; Chordata; Aves; Piciformes; Lybiidae
Gene: ELOVL2
Product: ELOVL fatty acid elongase 2
Exons: 9
Coding region: 86-1294 (402 amino acids)
Biological process (GO): fatty acid elongation, polyunsaturated fatty acid; very long-chain fatty acid biosynthetic process; sphingolipid biosynthetic process
Cellular component (GO): endoplasmic reticulum membrane; endoplasmic reticulum
Molecular function (GO): fatty acid elongase activity
Source: RefSeq, a predicted model, not a curated record
CUCAGAACAACCCCGCGCGGUGCUGCUGGCCUGGGGAUGAGUAUCCGGAAAGGUGCCCCGCAGAGAAAGACCAACAGCCAGCUGAAUGUGCGCCAGCGCUGUGCUCAGCGGCCAAGCCGGCCAGCGGCAUCCUGGCCUCUAUCAGGAAUGGUGUGGCCAGCAGGACCGGGACUGUUCUUUCCCUGUACCCAACACUGAUGAGGCCACACUGUGCGCUGAGGGGACCCGAGCGAACCCUGCCCACCUCGCUCCCUCCGCCGCUGCAGCCACGCCGCCGGCGGGGGCGGGCACGGCGGAGCCGGGGAGGAGGCGGCUCCUUAUAGCGCGGGCGCGGCGGGCACCGCCGGCAGAGCUGAGCCCAGCCGAGCCGUACCCUGGACAGCGCCUCGAAGCCGCCGCCAUGGAGCACCUGAAAGCUUUUGACCGGGAAGUAAAUGAGUUUGUGGACUACAUGUUUGGACCUCGAGAUACCAGGGUUAGAGGAUGGUUCCUUUUGGAUUCUUACCUUCCCACGUUUUUCCUUACUGGAGCAUAUCUACUCUGCAUAUGGCUGGGCAACAAAUUCAUGAAGAACAGGCCUCCGUUCUCUCUCAGGGCUCACCUCAUUGUAUACAACCUUGGGAUUACACUACUCUCCUUGUACAUGCUCAUAGAGCUCAUCCUUGCCACGUGGGAAGGAGGCUACAACCUGCAGUGCCAGAACCUUCACAGUGCAGGGGAAGCUGACAUCCGGGUAGCUAAGGUGCUGUGGUGGUAUUAUUUUUCCAAAGUAAUUGAAUUCAUGGACACUAUCUUCUUUGUGCUGCGAAAGAAAACCAGCCAGAUCACUUUCCUUCACGUGUAUCACCAUGCCACCAUGUUUAACAUUUGGUGGUGUGUUCUGAACUGGAUACCUUGCGGGCAAAGUUUCUUCGGACCCACUCUGAACAGCUUUAUCCACGUGCUCAUGUAUUCCUAUUACGGACUCUCAGUCAUCCCUUCCAUGCGCAAGUAUCUCUGGUGGAAGAAAUACCUCACUCAGGCACAACUGAUUCAGUUUCUGCUCACCAUUGUGCACACACUCAGUGCAGCCGUGAAGCCAUGUGGAUUCCCGUUCGGCUGCCUCAUGUUCCAAUCUUCCUACAUGGCUACACUGGUCAUUCUCUUCAUAAACUUCUACAUUAAGACAUACCAGAGAGCACCUUCGAGGACAGCGACCAAGGAAACCUCUGCGACAACAGAACCUAAGAAUGGUUUCCAUAAGGACUACUUUGCUGCUGCCAAUGGAUUCCUGAACAAUAAGAAAGUACAAUAAGUAGAGUAAUUCUUCUGGCUUUUUUUUUUUUCUAAAAAAAAGGAUGAAAAAAAAAAAGAAAAAAAAAGAAAAAAGACUGAACGAGAAGCUUUAGCUUAAAGCUUGAUUAUGUUUAUCAGUUCUUUCUACCAGACACUUAAUGUACUGCUAGGUAGGUUUUAACAAAUCAAAUAGAGCUACUUUUCCUGUCAAAGGUCACCAUCAGAACAAAGGAGGCAAAAUUCCCUCUCAUAGGAAAAACUUUCUGAUCUCCAAUGCUGACACAAAAACACCUUAUCAAACACCAGAUAGAUACAUCCAUCAAUGCCUUCAAAAGGUUAGGACUCCCUUUGGACUAACUCAGUAAGCAGGUGCUGGGCAUGCAAGAGGUCUUGAGGCAAGGCUGUGCAGUGCACCCAGCUGCAGCCCAGGUCAGGAUAAGUGUCACAGGUUAGAGUUGGGCUGGCCACUAGGGGGCUCCUAUUAACCCAUCUCCAGUCCCAAAAGGAAAAAUAUGUAAAUAAGGGACAGAGAUUGAUGGAUUAGGCAAGAAAACCAAAACUGCUUUAAUGAAAGUAAGAGUAAAAUGGAAUGGAUACAAAUACAUACAGACCAAUACCAAACCCAAAUCCCUGAUGCAAUGACAUCACCACAGAUACUCUGGGGAGGCACUAGAGAAGUCACAAAAUAAGUUAAAUUGAUUCAGGAAAACAUAGAUCAGGAUUAGCAAUGGAAUGGACAGAGACCUCUUCAAUUCCUGGCCAUUGCAGCCCUAAGCUUUAUCCUGAACGUGAUACAGAUGGAAUAAAAUACCUUGUUGAUUGGUUUAGGGCAACCGGUCCUCUCUGCUUCUCCCUGCAGGUAUGACUUCUCAAAUAUACAGUAGUAGUCCUGUUCUAGCUUAACCUAGGACUAAAAAGAAGGGAAGAGGAAAAAAAAGGUGCUGAAGCCGUCCCUUUGGUCCUGUGGUAGCCCUCAGGAAAUACAUAAGACAUUUGCACCAUUGCAUAGCUAGCAGGCAGAUAUGAACAGUACUUGUGAGUGGAACCUCACUGACACUGAGGUCGGACAGGAGCUUGCCAUUUCAGGAGGCUGGGCUGGUAGCACUUGAGAUUGCUUGGUGUGAUACUUACAAUGCAGGAUACCACACAAUGAUCAUAGAAUUAUUUUAGUUGGAAGCGACCUUUAAGAUCAUCAGUUUCAAUCCUUAACCAAACAUUACUCAGUGGGCACUAAAUCACAUCCCUCAGAAAUUCAUCUACAUGUCUUUUAAAUCCCUCCAGGGAUGGGGACUCCACCACAUGGGCAGUCUGUUCCAGGGCAUGACAACCCUUUUGAGGAAUAAUUUAUUCCUAGUACCAAAUCUAACCCCUGCCUGGUAAAACUUGAGCCUGUUUUCUCUUGCCCUGUUAUUUGUUACUUGGGAGAACAGACUGACCCCUACCUCACUAGAACACCCUUUCAGGUAGUCAUAGCAAGUAAGGUCUCCCUCAGCUUCCUCUUCUCCAGGCUAAACCACCGCAGUUCCCCCAGCUUCUCCUCACAAGACUCAUGCUCUGGACCCUUCAGUAGUUUUUUUGCCUUCCUUUGGGCAUGCUGGAGUCUCAACAUCCUUCUUGUAGUAAUGGGCCCAAGUCUUAACAUGGCUGUUGAGAUGCAGCUUCACAGGCUCAAGCAGCACCAGGGCAGGUUUAAACUGGAUGUUAGGAAGGCGUUCUUCACAGAAAGAGUGAUUUGCAUUGGAAGGGGUUGCCUAGGGAGGUGGUGGAGUCACCAUCCCUGGAGAUCUUUAAAAGGAGAUUGGAUGAGGCACUUAGUGCCAUGGUUGAGUUUAUUAGAACAUGUUAAGUGGGGCUCAAUUACCUGAAAGGUCUUUUCCAACCUGGUUAAUUCUGUGAUUCAAUCCUGUAAAACUCACAUUGUAAGGGACUAAGUUUGACUGAAUGUGUUGUAUGUGGCCCUAAGUAAAGAGAGAGCUUCAGAACUCAGUAGACAUAUCAGCUUGACACUGGAAACUGAAGUAAAAGUGGUGGGAAGUGGAAGAGCUCACAAGAUAACACACAAGGCAACCAAGCGAACCAUUUGCCCAAAACAGACCACAAAAUGAUGGUGUAAGCAUGCAUGGAUUUUAGGCUGAGUGGAGUUCAUAACCUCUUGAUGGCAGAGCAUGCAUUUGACCACCGAAGUGGGCAGUGUCAACGCGCUAAAGUGCGAAGUUCACUAUGGCAACCACACCCACAGAUACUGUCUUUUGUUGAAACUUCACUCAGAAGUGAAAGAAGUGAAUAAAUGCCUUACUUGAAACAAAAAGGGCUGGGGAAAAAAAAGAAAAAAAAAGGAAAAAAAAAAAAAAAACAAACCACGAACAAACCAAGAUGAUCACUUUAUAGAUCCAAAUCAGCCAGGAACACUGGAGUCAGGUAUCUUUACAAAUCUUCAGAUCUGUCUUAACAUCUUCAAAAUGCUGCAACUUUGAAGAAAAAGAAACACUGACUUUUUAAAAACUGAUUUUCCUGUAAUACAUAACACUGUAAAUAAACAAAUUUUACUAUCA